AUGAGGGUGUGGAUAGAUAACCUCUUAUCUGUAAACUCUGACAGCUUCAAGAUGCCAUUGCGCAUUGGAAUUAUAGGUGGAGGAAUUGGCGGUCUGACCUUGGCCGUAGCUCUGAGUCGACUCAAUCUCCAGGAUCAUAUCCAAGUCAACAUAUAUGAAUCAGCACCUGAAUUGACGCAAAUUGGUGCAGGAAUAACGUUCUGGCCACGCGCCUGGAAGAUUUUAGAGAAACUUGGUGUAGAUUCCGUGCUUGCAGGUCAACUGUCUCCUGGCCAGCACAUUCCAGAUGGAACUCCACGAUUAGGGUUUCACUUCCGGAAAGCUGACCAACCCAAUGGGACACCUAUUCGAGACCUUGUUUUUGCAGGAGCCGCGCUGUCAUUCCAUCGUGCGGUCGUCCAGGAGGUACUGUUAAAAAACUUAUCGCCUUCUAUUCAGUGCAAUCUAUCCAAGCGGCUUCGAUGCUAUAGUGUUCUUUCAAAUGAAAUCCAGUUAUCGUUUGAAGAUGGAACGACCGCCUACUGCGACCUCCUCGUAGGUGCUGACGGACUCAAAUCCGUGGUGCGGAAGCAGUUCGUCAGGGAAAAUGAGCCUUUCUCUCAAACCACCUCUGACCCUGUGUGGAGCGGAAGCUUUGCGUAUCGAUCGAUGAUCCCUAGCCACCUGAUUGCUGCUGAAUUACCCGAACAUCGCGCACUAAACAUCCCAACGAUCUACUGUGGAAAAAACCAGCAUAUUGUGGCGUAUCCUAUACUCCAGGGCAGUGUCAUCAAUAUCGCUGCGUAUGUAUGCGAUAUGGAGAAAGAAGGCACUCAAUAUGAUGGACCGUCGUUUCAGGAUGCAAAAAAUGAGGAGGUGGUUCCAUUUUUUGACAGCUGGGAAGAGGAAGUACGUUGCCUAGUGAAGCACAUGUCUAAGCCAUCGAGAUGGGCUAUCCAUGCCAUCCAGCCACUACGAUCAUACACAUAUGGUAAUGUGCUUCUCCUCGGUGAUGCCGCUCAUGCAAUGACACCUCAUCAGGGGAAUGGUGCCGGUCAAGCUAUUGAAGAUUCUUACAUUCUUGCACACCUCAUAUCUAAAGCUGUUCAAACCCAGGUGCCAUUGUCUAGGCUGACGAAUAUCUACGACGCCAUACGGAGGCCGUUUGCUAAUUUUGUACACUCAGCAUCAAGGACGCAUGGCCUAUUGUACGAAUUUAAUGCCCCGGAGUUCUUGGAAGUUCAAAAAGGAGAGGAGGUUGGACUUGAAAAGCUGGAAAAGUUAGGAGAAAUGAUUGUAGGCGAUUGGGAAUAUGCAUGGCUCACUACAGCCGAGGACGACUUGGAGAGAGGGCUCGCGAUGCUGUGA
Molecule: messenger RNA, 1347 nt
Organism: Psilocybe cubensis
Lineage: Eukaryota; Fungi; Basidiomycota; Agaricomycetes; Agaricales; Agrocybaceae
Exons: 8
Coding region: 1-1347 (448 amino acids)
Biological process (GO): secondary metabolite biosynthetic process
Molecular function (GO): FAD binding
Source: RefSeq, a predicted model, not a curated record